AUGAACAACACAGCAGUUGAACCGUACUCUUCAUCCACUCUAGAACCCUUGGAGAAACAGCAUGAAAUAAUUGAAGAAAAAGAGAAUUUGAGUACUAUUCAUGCAAUGUCAAUGGAAUCCUUGAGGUCUUCUAAAUCAUCAGAGUCUUCCCUAAAGGAAAUUAGCUUGGAUUACUCAUCCCCUGGUCUUCAGGCACAAGCAGCUAUUCCAGAAGAAACAAAUUCUAAUUAUGCUGAUAAAAGUAUGCUUCGCCCUAUUUCACCCGGCGUUCGUGGCAAUAAUGGCAUCCAUUCGACACAAGCAGAAAAUCCUGGGUUUGGUCAGUUUCGUCCUGAUCCCUCUCCAUCCUCCUCUUUUAUCUCAACUGAAACAAACCAAACUUCUUCAUCCUCCCCGCAAUCUGGGUUUGAGCAACUACGAACUAUAUUCCGCAGCCAUGAGGAUCCUUCGAAAGCAAUCAAUGACUCUCGUAUUCAAACCCUAAUAUUUGAAUUAAAUCAACAAUGUGAAAGUGACUCUAUUCCUGUAAGUCAGAUUGACUGGUUAGAAUGGGCUCGUCUAUCAUUGUCCGCUAAUGAUUACACUACAAACUCAGAUGCAGAAACCUCGAUUGCCUCCAUUCGAAAUCUCAUGUUGAAGAAUUCUUGGAGCGUUCCUUCGCCCUGUAGAAAAUCUGUUUGGCAAACCCUUGUAACCGCAGAACGCAAUGAGCUGUUAACACUAUACGCCACGUUGAGUACUUCAAUAAACUCUUUGGAUCCUGUCAUAAAAAGGGUAAUUCGAAAUAAUGCUUUUCGGGGUCCACUAGAAUCAUUCAAAUACGCAUCACCAACUCGUGCAAAGGUAUCCACGAAUGGAUUGUUUCACGUGCUUCACGCAUUCACAUUGUUUGAUACAACUGUUGAAUAUGCUUUAGAUGCUUUACUGUGGCCUGCUGCAUCGCUUCUAUCGUACAUGCCCCAAGGAAACGCAUUUCGAAGUCUCGCUUGUUUGCUUGGAAAAUCUAAUUUAAGCGAAUUGUAUGUUGCUAAUUUGGACACCUCUGAAGAACAAUUAUAUGCCCUUGUUUGGGGGUGCAUUAGUGAUCUUUCACCAAAGAUUGCUUUAUCGCUGCAAAGGAUUAAGGCACAGUCUUUGAAAUCUUUAUACCCGUCACUAGCUUGUUGUUUUGCUAACUUUUUAUCCAUUCAAAAUGCCUUACGCAUCUUGGAUCUUGUUUUCUGCUAUGGUUUGGAAACGUUCGUUCGUUUGCUUGUAGCUAUUUUCCUGAAAAACGAGGAUAAACUACUGAAUAUAACGAAUUUAGACCAGUGGAAUCGAUACUUAAGUUCUGAUAUCGUCGGCCCCUAUCGCUUUCCUACAACUCAGAAGUAUACAUUUUAUACACGCACACCCGUCGAUGUUGAUUCAUGGAUACAAGAUGCUUCAAAUCUUCAAAUAAGCACUGAUCGAUUUCCUUCUUAUUUGUCCUACCAUGAAACUGUUAUAUCACGACAAACAUUUCGCACUAAUAUGUUGAACGAAUUGAAAGUUCAAAACAAGGAUUUGGCUGAAAACAUAGCUGAACUGGAAAACAGGAUGGUACUUUUAAAUAGAGAGAACACAAAUCUUUCCACUGAACUGUCAAAUCAUCGUGUUUUAAGGAGUGAAAGUGAAGAAAAAACUGACUAUUUACGAAAUUCUAUUGCUACAUUGGAAGAGCAAGUAAAGCAUCUACCAGAGCAAUUAAAGGAAUCUCUGCAACAAGAAAUAGUUGUUCUGAAGAACCGAAAUCGAAAAUUUGAAGAAUCCAACGCGUACGCUGUACAACAAAUCACUUACCUUAAUGAAGAGUUAGAAAGAACUUUACGACAACUACAUGAUUUAGAAGAUAAACACUCUCAAUUGCAGGCCAGAUGGGAUAGUGUUUCUAAGAUGUUCAAGAAAUAA
This is a messenger RNA of Schizosaccharomyces osmophilus, 1929 nucleotides long. RefSeq names its product GTPase activating protein. The record is from RefSeq and is a predicted model, not a curated record. The transcript has 2 exons. Bases 1 to 1929 code for a protein of 642 amino acids. Lineage: Eukaryota; Fungi; Ascomycota; Schizosaccharomycetes; Schizosaccharomycetales; Schizosaccharomycetaceae.